UGCGUCCCGCCCCCGGCCGCGCGCUGAUUGGCCGCGGGCGCCAACCGUCGGUAUUUGAAUCGGCGGCGGGCGGACGGUGUUCCGGACUCGGCGGCGCGUCCCGCUCCUUCGGCUUUGUAUGGCCGCCGGCAGGAUGAGUCUGCAGAUCUGCAACGAUGAAAACGUCACUGGUGACAAAAGUGCAGAAAACUGUGAGUUCCUGUUUUCGCCACCAGAACCUACCGGAAGAUUAUCUGUGCUUCGUCUGUCCCAGAAAGAAAAUGUGCCACCCAAGAGCCUAGUCAAAGCUACGAAAGUGACUUUUCAGACUCCUCUGCGAGACCCACAGACGCACCGCAUCUUGAGUCCUGGCGUGAGCAGCAAGCCCGAGGCUCCUUUUGCUCUGGAGGACACUGUUGGGCUGGAAAAUUCUCACCAAAACUGGGCCCAGAAACAGAACCAACAGUUCACCAAGGAAGUUGACACCAAAACGACCAAUGGAAUUGUCCAGAAACCAUUGAUGGGCAAUGCCAGCCUGCCUCCAGGGGAUGUGAGACCAGCCUCUGAAGAUAGGCCGUAUUCCAGUGGACCCACCUCUGCUCCGCUGGCCAGCCUGGGUCCCUCAAGCUCUCCCCAGAUGCCAGAAAGUCUUGAAAAUCAAGUGGCAUCUCUAGGACAAACGUCUAGGAGCCCUGAGCAAGCCUUGGAGGAAAAUGCUCGUUCUUGUUUCUUCGAGAAAAGUAUUAUAUCCACCUCAGAAAUCCUAGAAGACCCUUCCCAGAUGGCUCUCCAGGACAGAAGGGAAGGUCCUCGUGGGGCUGCCAGAGAAAGUUCCAGCCAGGUCCCUGCUUCCUCAGCCGGGGCUCCUUUGCCCCCAGCUACUCUCCUCAAAGGAGCAGGUGGAGAAGGGCCCCUCGAAGACCUGCCUGGCGAGGCCCCCGCUGGCCCUGAAGACACUUCUGGUCCUGGGAACACCAUCCUGGACGGCCCCCUGAACGCUGGAGGGGCCACAUCCCCAAGUCCUCAGAAGGAAGAAGCCGACGGCCGGCAGGCUGCCUCUUGGAGGCGCGGGCCCACAGGGCUAGAAUUUGAGUUGUCUGCCAAUGCCGUCAGCAGAGGGAAAGCGGGGAAGGGACCCAGCCUUAAACCUCCCUCUAGGAUACCAGAGCCGAGGCAGGAAAAGGCACCCGAGGAGGCAGGUGAGGGGCCCGUUCCCCUCCCCCGGGGGUCUUACGACCUGGAUUGGAGCAAGCUGGAUGACCCGAACUUUAACCCAUUUGAAAGUGGAGGAGAGACCCUGCCCCCAGAGUGCCCCCAGAGCAGGCCCGCGGGGACUGUGACCAAGCAGCCGCAGGCCGGCCUGGAGGCCACAGGGCACUGCCCCCUGAGCCAGCAGGUGCCUUCGGCCUCAGCAGAUGACAUACCCGUGACGCAGACCACGGCAGGGACCCCAGGCGCAGGGGGCGAGGACCUUCGGCUGCCCCAGGGUGCCCCCACGGAGCCAUCCUCCUUCCAGGAGGGAGCCGCGGGCCGUGCCAGUGCGUCAGCGCCGCCCCCUCCUCCGCACGGGCCGGAGCCCCCCUCGGACCUGGAUGAGGAGCACUUCCGAGACCCCGCUGAGGUUCUAGGCACGGGGGCCGACGUGGACUAUCUGGAGCAGUUCGGGAGUUCCUCGUUUAAGGAGUCAGCCCUGAGGAAACAGUCCCUGUACCUCAAGUUUGACCCGCUCCUGAAGGACAGCCCUCAGAGACCGGCGCCCGCGGCCCCGGACGCCAGCAGGUGCGAUUACCUUCCCUUGUGGGGUCUCAGCACACAGGACGUGGCUGCGCCGUCCUCGGGAAGCCUGCCCGAGGCGAAGCUGCUGGACCUGGACUUCCUAGGAGCCCCGGGCGCUGCCGUGCUGGACGCCCCUCCGUGCAUCUUCGGGCCUGGGGGUCCCCUGCUGCCCACGGGCCCCAUCGUGGGCUCCAUCGUGGAGGUGCCACAGUAUAGCCAGAAGGACAUGGACGCAGCGGUGGAAGCCACACGACAGGAGAACGUGCUGCUCAGGAGCAGGUGUGAGACGCUCCACGCGAAAAACCUGGAAAUGGGGAAGAUAAUGGACGGGUUCGAGGGGAUCGUGUACCAGGCGAUGGAGGAGGCUCAGAAACAGAAGGAACUCGCAAAAGCUGAGAUCGAGAAGAUUCUGAAGGAGAAAGAGCAGCUGACUGCAGACCUGAGCUCCAUGGAAAAGUCUUUCUCUGACCUGUUCAAGCGGUUCGAGAAACAGAAGGAGGUGAUCGAGGGGUACCGCACGAACGAAGAGUCGCUGAAGAGAUGUGUGGAGGAUUACAUAGCAAGAAUUGAAAAGGAGGCCCAGCGGUACCAGGCCCUGAAGGCCCACGCGGAGGAGAAACUCCAGCGCGCCAACGAGGAGAUCGCCCAGGUGCGCAGCAAGGCCCAGGCGGAGGCCUCGGCCUUCCAGGCCAGCCUGAGGAAGGAGCAGACGCGCGUCCAGUCACUGGAGAAGACGGUCGAGCAGAAGACUAAGGAAAACGAGGAACUGACCCGAAUCUGUGAUGACCUCAUUUCCAAGAUGGAGAAGAUCUGACCAGGAGGCCCCUUCCCAGCACCCCUGCCCCGUCUGUCUGUCUGUCUGUCUGUCUGUGGAAGGUGUCGUGUUCCUUCUUUUUUCUUAACUUCAGCUCGUUUUUAAAUUAGGUUGCUUUAACAAGAAGACUAAUAAAGUUUUCCUUCAGUUCAA
Herpailurus yagouaroundi (jaguarundi) is the source of this 2722-nucleotide messenger RNA. Its product is annotated as transforming acidic coiled-coil-containing protein 3-like. Gene Ontology annotation, biological process: mitotic spindle organization; nuclear migration; cerebral cortex development. Gene Ontology annotation, cellular component: cytoplasm. The record is from RefSeq and is a predicted model, not a curated record. The transcript is spliced from 16 exons. The coding region runs from base 119 to 2569 and encodes 816 amino acids. Lineage: Eukaryota; Metazoa; Chordata; Mammalia; Carnivora; Felidae.